AUGGAAUCUGUGGAGAAAUUUCUCGACAUCCCUGGGAAUAGAGAGACCUUGCAUGAGUUGUUUCGAGAAGAAUACCCUGCAAGAGGAUACUUAGAUUCUUCUUCUCAAGCUUUUAAUCAAUCUUAUGUAGUUCUAGGACCGGUCAACUCGGAAACUCAUCGUAUCAUUAAAUCUAUGGAACCAAUUGAGAAUGGGAUGGACCUGGAGCCGAUUAUACCAUUGGUUCCAGCUGGUAUCUUAAAAGAAUACCCAAACACUCAUAUUAUUAACCCAAUAGGUCUAGCAGGAGGUCUUGCUUUAUCUUGGGUGGAUGGAAUUUAUUUUGAGAUAAUACAAUGGAAUACUAAUAUGAUAAAUAUACUUGUGCAAACCAAUUCUGAAACUAAAAAAUGGCUUCUUACAUGCUUCUAUGGUAGUCCUUAUCCCACUAAUAGGAAAAUUGCUUGGGAUUUCAUUUCAGACAUUGCAUCCCAAGUAGAAAUGAACUCUAUGCCAUGGGUCUUAUUAGGAGAUCUUAAUAUGAUAUUUAGUCAAGAGGAUAAAUGUGGAGGGCUGCCUUACGAUAAAGCUGACAGCAAGUACUGUCAAAAUAUAUUAAGAGAUGCAGUGGCAGCAGGAUCAGAUCACUGUCCUAUUUCUUUGAAUUUGGAUACCAAAUUCUCUAAAAUUGUUCAUACCUUCAAGUAUUAUGAUACUUGGGAAAAAGAACCAUCAUGUGUGCAGACAAUACAAAAAACUUGGAACCAAUCUGGUAGUGAUUCUCCUUCUGAAUUAUUGAUUCAGAACCUUAAAUCACUUCAAUCUAUGCUAGAUUACUGGAAAAAAAAUAUUUUCGGGUUACCUUCUAAACAUAUAAAGAAGAUUCUAGCCCAAAUUGAUAAUUUAGAAUCCUCUUCCCAUAUUUAUAAAAAGGAGGAGAAAAUUAAAGAGAAAUUAGGUCAACUAGAACAGUUGUAUGCGACACAUGAGGCAAUAGCUAAACAACAAUCUAGAGAUAAUUUAGUUCAAUUAGGAGAGAAAAACACCAAAUUCUUUCAUACUAAAACUUUGAAAAGAAGAAAGUGGAACAACAUAGAAUGCAUUAGAAAGAGUAACAAUAAAAUCACAUUUAAGAGACCUGAAAUCCAUGAUACUUUAACUGAUUACUUUACUAAACUGUUUUCUUCCCCUGAUUCUCUUCCAACCCCUAAUCCUGCUAUCUUUGGUACUAUUGUUCCUUGUAUUUCCCCUCCUGAAAAUGAUCUUCUUAAUUCUGUUCCUACUAGGGAAGAGAUUUGGAAAAUCUCUGAUAACAUUAUCAUUGCACAAGAGAUUAUCCAUUCUUUCAAAAAGAAGAAAGUGAAGCAUGCUGGAAUGGGAAUCAAAAUUGACAUGUCCAAGGCUUUUGACAGAGUUGAUUGGGAUUUUCUCAUCAAAGCUAUGAAAGCCUUUGGUUUUGAUUCUAAAUUCUAUGAUUGCCUUCUUUUUAUCAGAGUUGAUCUGAAAGAAUGUCAUAAUAUACUUAAACUUAUAGAAACUUUCAGUACAACCUCUGGUCAAAUGAUUAACUUUGAAAAAUCUGGAGUUUUCUUUAGUAAGAAAGUUCAACCAAAACAUCAAACAAUGAUAUGUAAAAUACUUAAGAUUAAGAAAAUAGAUCCUAAAGAUACCUACCUAGGUACUCCUCUAUUCAUUAGUAGAGAAAAAAUUCAGCUCUUCGACUCUAUUGUGGAGAAGAUGAAGCAAAAAAUCCAAAGAUGGAUUGGCAAAACUCUGUCUCAAGCAAGUAAAAUGGUCCUAAAUAAAGCUACUCUAGCUAGUGUAGCUAGUUAUCAAAUGAGUUGCUUCAUUUUACCAAAAGAAACUACUAAAAAGAUUGAUGCCCUCUAA
Papaver somniferum (opium poppy) is the source of this 1869-nucleotide messenger RNA. RefSeq lists its product as uncharacterized. The record is from RefSeq and is a predicted model, not a curated record. The transcript has 6 exons. Bases 1 to 1869 code for a protein of 622 amino acids. NCBI's taxonomy places the organism in Eukaryota, Viridiplantae, Streptophyta, Magnoliopsida, Ranunculales, Papaveraceae.